This is a messenger RNA of Verticillium alfalfae VaMs.102, 732 nucleotides long. RefSeq lists its product as hypothetical. The coding region runs from base 1 to 732 and encodes 243 amino acids. The record is from RefSeq and is a predicted model, not a curated record. Lineage: Eukaryota; Fungi; Ascomycota; Sordariomycetes; Glomerellales; Plectosphaerellaceae. The transcript is spliced from 4 exons.
AUGAGGCUCGGUCGGCUCCCUAUCGCGCUGUCAGCAUGGUUGGCCCUGGGAAGUGUUCCUAUCGCGGUUGCGGCCGACGAGAGUCUCCACCGUCGUCAGGCCAAACCUGGCAAGUACUUUGAUGAGAAACUCCGACGAGAGGCGUUGAGAGUCCUGAUACAGACUUAUCUGGCCACCUUUGAGAGUAUUGGCAUCGAGACAUGGCUCAUGCAUGGAAGUCUUCUGGGGUGGUGGUGGAACAAGAGGGUGAUGCCAUGGGACGAUGAUGCCGAUGUCAUGGUCUCCGAGCCCAGUUUGUUUCUACUUGCCGCGUACUACAACAUGACGACCUACUACUACGAGUACCCGGCCAUUCCAGAGGGUCGCUCCUUUCUGUUGGACAUCAACCCUCACUACCUGGUUCGAGACAAGGGAAAGGGCCUGAACUCGAUAGACGCAAGAUGGAUCGAUAUGGAACAUGGCCUAUUCAUCGACAUCACCACCGCAAGGUACAAUGUCACAUACGGGGAAGGUGAGGGUGUGUUAGUAGGCAAGGACGGUCACCUGUUUCGGGACACCUAUCUGUUACCACUGCUGGAGACGACCUUUGAGGGUGUUAAGGCAAAAAUUCCUUACAAGUACAAGGACUUUCUGAUAUCCGAAUAUGGCAAAGAAUCCUUGUCGGACAAGGAAAUCAAUAACCACCAUUUCGAUGACGACAAAAUGGAGUGGGUGCCUACUAGAGAGCUCUAA